AUGGCGUCCAGUGACUUGGCAAUAGGAGUGAUCUUCUUAUCUCAGACCGUAGUUGGAUUCCUAGGGAAUUUCCUUCUUCUUUACCAUUAUAGUUUCCUCUAUUUCACCAGAUGCACACUGAGGUCUACAGAUCUGAUUAUAAAGCACCUUGCUGUAGCCAACUCCUUGGUCAUACUCUUUAAAGGAGUUCCACAGACAAUGGCUGCUUUCCUGUUGAAGCAUUCCCUGAGUGAUAUUGAGUGCAAACUUGUAUUCUAUGUUCACAGAGUGGGCAGGGGUGUGUCUAUGGGAAAUACCUGCCUCUUGAGUGUUUUCCAGGCCAUCACCAUAAGCUCCAGAGACUCCAGGUGGACAGAGCUGAAACUGCAAACUCCCAAAUACAUUGGACUUUUCAGCAUCCUGUGUUGGGUCCUGAACAUGCUGGUCAAUAUCUGUGUUUCUAUGCACAUGAUUGGCAAGCAGAACAGCAAAAACAACACUGCAAAAGUUGAUUAUGGAUACUGUUCUGGGACUGUUAAUAACAGGACUGCACUAUCCCUAUAUAACUCACUGUUGUUAUUCUAUGAUAUUUUGUGUGUGGGACUCAUGAUCUGGGCCAGUGGUUCCAUGGCUUUCACCCUGUACAGGCACAAGCAGCAAGUGCAACACAUUCAUGGGACCAACCUCUCCCCCAGAUCAUCCCCUGAGUCCAGGAUCACCCAGAGUAUCCUUGUCCUAGUCAGCAGCUUUGUGUCAUUUUUCACCCUCUCCUCAAUCCUUUCAUUAUAUAGCUCUUUUUUUCAUAAGCCCAGUUGGUGGCUGGUGAACACUUCGGCACUAAUCACUUCUUGUUUUCCCACAGUCAGUCCCUUUAUUUUCAUGAGCCGUGACCCCAGAAUAUCCAGGAUCAAUUAUGCCUGCUAG
Tupaia belangeri chinensis (Chinese tree shrew) is the source of this 903-nucleotide messenger RNA. Its product is annotated as vomeronasal type-1 receptor 3-like. Gene Ontology annotation, biological process: G protein-coupled receptor signaling pathway. Lineage: Eukaryota; Metazoa; Chordata; Mammalia; Scandentia; Tupaiidae. Bases 1 to 903 code for a protein of 300 amino acids. Gene Ontology annotation, cellular component: membrane. The record is from RefSeq and is a predicted model, not a curated record. The transcript has a single exon. Gene Ontology annotation, molecular function: pheromone receptor activity.